Morus notabilis is the source of this 2156-nucleotide messenger RNA. Its product is annotated as probable methyltransferase PMT14. The transcript is spliced from 7 exons. The record is from RefSeq and is a predicted model, not a curated record. Lineage: Eukaryota; Viridiplantae; Streptophyta; Magnoliopsida; Rosales; Moraceae. Gene Ontology annotation, molecular function: methyltransferase activity. The coding region runs from base 285 to 2123 and encodes 612 amino acids. Gene Ontology annotation, cellular component: trans-Golgi network; endosome; cytoplasm.
UCUGCCACUACGAUCUACUGCAAAUCUCAAACAUACUCCUCUAAAUUUUCUUCUUUUUUGUUUUUUAUUUAUUUAAAAUUUCUCAAACCAUAUUCUCUCUCUCUCUCUCUCUCUAUUCUUCAUUCACUCGCUUUCUCAGUAGCACUCACUAGCUGGCUUAGCGUGAGUGGGGAUCUCGAGGACUGAAGAGAUCGAAAGAGAGCUUCAAAUAUCAACUACCCAUUUCACUAAACAUCUCUCUCUGUUCCUGUUUUUCAGGUUUGAGAGAAUCAUAAAACAGGAUCAUGGGUUCUAAGCAUGCUUCACCCGGAAGCAAGCGAAGCCCGUUGUCUAUUUUUGUCGUUCUUGGUUUGUGCUGCUUAUUUUACCUUCUCGGAGCGUGGCAAAAGAGCGGGUUUGGGAAAGGAGAUAGCAUAGCGUUGGAAAUAACUAAGCAGACCGAUUGCAAUAUCGUUAAUGAUUUGGACUUUGAGAGUCAUCACAAUGAUGUUGGGAUUAUUGCACCUUCUGAACCGAAAACAAAAUUUUUCAAGCCAUGUGAUGUGAAGUUCACCGAUUAUACUCCUUGCCAAGAACAAGACCAAGCAAUGAAAUUCCCAAGGGAGAAUAUGAUAUACAGGGAGAGGCAUUGUCCCCCACAAGAAGAAAAACUGCAUUGCCUUAUUCCUGCACCUGAAGGGUAUACAAUUCCGUUCCAGUGGCCUAAAAGUCGGGACUAUGUCUACUAUGCCAAUGUUCCGUUUAAGAGUCUGACGGUCGAAAAAGCCAACCAGAAUUGGGUGGAGUUCAAGGGAAACGUGUUUAAGUUUCCAGGUGGAGGAACAAUGUUCCCCCAUGGUGCAGACGCGUAUAUCGAUGAACUUGCAUCGGUUAUUCCAUUUGCAGAUGGAUCUAUCAGAACAGCAUUGGAUACUGGUUGUGGGGUUGCGAGCUGGGGUGCAUACUUGGCAAAGAGAAAUAUUUUGGCCAUGUCUUUUGCACCACGGGACAAUCAUGAAGCACAGGUACAGUUUGCUUUGGAGCGAGGUGUACCUGCCAUUAUUGGUGUUCUUGGAUCAAUUCGUCUUCCAUUCCCAUCAAGAGCCUUUGAUAUGGCUCAGUGCUCCCGAUGUCUAAUUCCAUGGACUGCAAACAGUGGUAUGUAUCUCAUGGAAGUUGAUCGAGUACUUAGACCUGGUGGAUACUGGAUCUUGUCUGGGCCUCCAAUCAAUUGGAAGACCUAUUACAAAACAUGGAAGAGGACUAAGGAGGAUGUUCAGGCAGAGCAGAAGAAGAUCGAAGAAAUUGCUGAAUUUCUUUGUUGGGAGAAAAAGUAUGAGAAGGGAGAUAUUGCUAUCUUUAGGAAAAAUGUAAAUGCUAAAUCCUGCCGAAGAAAGUCCUCUGAUAUGUGUAAAACAACUGACGCUGAUGACGUUUGGUACAAGGAAAUGGAGGCAUGCGUAACUCCUCUGCCAGAGGUAACCGCUGCGAAUGAAGUUGCAGGAGGGGAAUUGAAGAAGUUCCCAGCUAGACUUUACGCAGUUCCUCCUAAGAUAGCAAAGGGACUUGUUUCUGGGGUUACACUUGAAUCCUACCAAGAGGAUAACACGAUUUGGAGAAAGCACGUAGAUGCUUACAAGAGAAUUAAUAAGUUGAUUGGCACCUCAAGAUACCGGAAUGUGAUGGAUAUGAACGCCGGCCUUGGAGGAUUUGCGGCAGCACUUGAAUCAAGAAAAUCUUGGGUGAUGAACGUUGUGCCUACAAUUGCGGAUAACUCUUUGGGUGUUAUUUACGAAAGAGGUCUAAUCGGCAUAUAUCAUGAUUGGUGCGAAGGCUUCUCUACUUACCCGAGAACAUAUGAUCUUAUUCAUGGUAAUGGUGUAUUCAGCUUAUACCAGGACAAGUGUGAGCUGGAAGACAUCCUUCUCGAGAUGGAUCGGAUCUUGCGACCGGAAGGGUCGGUCCUUUUACGGGAUGAAGUUGAUGUCCUGAACAAGGUUAAGAAAAUCUCCGCCGGGAUGAGAUGGGACAUCAAAUUGUUGGAUCAUGAGGAUGGCCCUCUGGUUCCUGAGAAGAUAUUGGUUGCUGUGAAGCAGUAUUGGGUUGUCAGCAAAGGGAACAGCACAUCUACUGAUGAUGAGUAAAAGCAGGUCUACGUUUGGGCCCCCAUGAAAGCC